Messenger RNA from Vittaforma corneae ATCC 50505, 804 nucleotides. RefSeq lists its product as uncharacterized. Bases 1 to 804 code for a protein of 267 amino acids. NCBI's taxonomy places the organism in Eukaryota, Fungi, Microsporidia, Nosematidae. The transcript has a single exon. The record is from RefSeq and is a predicted model, not a curated record. Gene Ontology annotation, molecular function: molecular adaptor activity; GTP binding; GTPase activity. Gene Ontology annotation, cellular component: cytosol; septin ring; septin complex. Gene Ontology annotation, biological process: actomyosin contractile ring assembly; cellular bud neck septin ring organization; protein localization to bud neck.
AUGAUCACAAGAAGACAUAACACAAAGUUCUCGUUAAUGAUCUGUGGCGCAAAAGGCUCGGGAAAGUCUGCAUUCUUCAACAGCUUAGUAAACAAGGACAUUGUAAAGCAGUCCGAAUCAAAAGACAUUGAUAUUUAUAUAUUAAAUCUGGAUUGCGAUGGAGAGAUACAGAAGAUAACCUUUAUUGAUACCCCAGGAUUUGGGGAUUCAAUGAAUGACGAGGCAUUACAGGACUCGAUUGUUGAUUAUAUUAAAGACCAGUUUGAUUCGUUUAUUGAGGAAGAGACAAAAAUCAGGAGGAACGCAAAGUUUGAAGACACAAGAGUGCAUUGUCUGGUAUAUUUAAUACCUGGAACAGGACACGGAUUAAAGGAAAGAGACAUCGCAUUUCUCAGGAAGGUGUCUGGACUUGUCAACAUUGUUCCUGUUAUUAGCAAGGCCGAGGGAAUGACGGACUCUGAGCUGGUUGAAGUUAAAAGCCUGAUAAAUGAUCAGCUUCAGUACUAUAAAAUCAGGGUGUUUGAUUUUGAAAAUGGAAGCCUGCUGCCUAGCCCCAUCAUUGAGCAAGGUCUGAAUUCUGUCAUUCCGUUUGCUUGCGUGUUUCCUGAAAAUGUAGGCGAAGAUCUAAGAAUACGGGACCAUCCGCAUCGCACUGUUGAGAUUGACAAUCCAUCACACAGUGACUAUCCCAAUCUGAGAAAUGUGUUGUUGAGUUCGCACACAGAGGCAUUUAUUGAAGUCACUGAUACGGACUUAUAUGAGAAGUAUCGAUCAGAUGCUUUGGAAAACAUUUUACAGGAAUAA